UGCUGCUGCUGCUGUGGGCGAAAGGCGCAUGGAAGAGAAAGCCAGAGGCAUUGGGGGGGACUCGAGCACUCGGAACGGGCUUCUAUCUCGGACCAUGGUUGAUCCCUUGAUCGGCUACUGAAGAACGUCUGUGACUGGGAUACUGCAUUGAUUUAGAAAACCCUGUUCUCCUAAAGGAGAUCCUGCUUGACCGUCAACACCACCAGGGCCCAUGAUGUUCGGUUGGAUGGGAGGGGCCUUGCUGUGCGCCGUUUCCGGGCUGGUCCUCCUCAUUGUUGCCACAGCAACAGACUUUUGGAUGCAAUACCGAUACUCUGGCAGCUUCAGCAACCAAGGACUCUGGCGCUUCUGUGUGGGAAGCAAAUGUCACCCGCACACCAUCACCCUUGCUUUCUGGGAUGCCACCCGAGCUUUCAUGCUCAUCUCCAUCCUGUCCUCCUUCGCCGGGAUCAUCCUGGAGCUGAUGACCUACUCUGGCACCAACCGCUUCUCCCGCAGUCGCUCUGCAGGGGUCACCCUCUUGAUUGCAGGACUCUUCGCCUUGCUGGGCCUCUCCAUCUACACCGGUGUGACCGUGAAUUUCUACGGUAAGCGCUACGCUGACUGGCGCUUCUCCUGGUCGUAUAUUCUGGGCUGGAUCGCUGUUCUCCUGACCUUCUCAGCAGCUCUCUUCCACUUCUGUGCUGUCCGCAGAAAUUUGUCCACGGGUGGAUCCGGCGGGACAAGUGGUUGACUCCCAUUCAUGGCGCCCUCCUGCCUCAAGUCCAAUCCAGCCAGACUCCAACGCUCCGUGCAAUUACGUGGCCCCCUCCUCCAUGUUCUUCCUCCUCUGCUAGCUCCCCCCAGUGGGCUGGUUAAUGCCAAGAGGCCAGCGUAGGUAGUCCUCGACUUACUCCACAAGCGAGCCCAAAAUUUCUGUAGCCCAAGUGAAAUAUUUUGCCCCACUUUAUGACCUUUCUUGUCAUCGUUGUUAAGUGAAUCACUGCAGUUGUUAA
Messenger RNA from Crotalus tigris (Tiger rattlesnake), 995 nucleotides. RefSeq names its product lens intrinsic membrane protein 2 (gene LIM2). Gene Ontology annotation, cellular component: plasma membrane. Gene Ontology annotation, molecular function: structural constituent of eye lens. The transcript is spliced from 6 exons. Bases 212 to 733 code for a protein of 173 amino acids. NCBI's taxonomy places the organism in Eukaryota, Metazoa, Chordata, Lepidosauria, Squamata, Viperidae. The record is from RefSeq and is a predicted model, not a curated record.